Messenger RNA from Papaver somniferum (opium poppy), 354 nucleotides. RefSeq names its product PLASMODESMATA CALLOSE-BINDING PROTEIN 5-like. The record is from RefSeq and is a predicted model, not a curated record. The transcript has 3 exons. NCBI's taxonomy places the organism in Eukaryota, Viridiplantae, Streptophyta, Magnoliopsida, Ranunculales, Papaveraceae. Bases 1 to 354 code for a protein of 117 amino acids.
AUGCCGAUCAUGCAAGUGUUUCUGGAAAGAAUAAGUGCUCAAGCCUCUACCUCCAACUCCAUUACGACACCCAUCAAAAUUCCUGAAUGGGCACUGGAUCGUAACACAAAAGACUUCUGUGAAGGUUAUGAGUCUGAAGAAGAAGGAGGGGAUCGAUCCUGGGAUGAACUAAGACUCGAAGACAAUCCUUACUAUCUCCCAAACACAUUGAAGGACCAUGCUUCAUAUGCUUUUAACAAUUAUUAUCAAAAGUUCAAGUUUCAUGGUGCCUCUUGCAAUUUCGGUGGUGCUGCCGUAAUUACUAAAAUUGACCCAAGUUAUGGUAAAUGCAAGUAUGAGUUUGCAAUGGCCUAA